UUCUCUAGCUCCUCAAAUUAAGAAGCUCAUCAAUCGCGAUUUGAAAAUUCGAGAGCAUUGAGCGAGAUCGGAGAUGGCAGCUUCUACGUUGUGGCUCCUUUCCAUCUUCUCCAUUUUGUCCAUGGCCGCUUGCAUCGACGACAAAUGUGCUGCAUGCAAUGCCGUCGCGGCAGAGCUAGAGAGUCAACUGUCAAAGGAGAAACCCAGGAACCAUUUGGAUAUGAGACAUCGUUUGGAUUCGAAAGGUCAACGCCAAGGGAAUGUUAUUGAUUACAGGAUGAGUGAACUUAGAGCUGUUGAACUACUGGAUGGGCUUUGUGAUAAUAUGCAAGAUUACACUCUUGAAAAGAUAGAUUCAACUCGACGUGAGUGGAUCAAAGUGGAUAACUGGGACAUUCUCACUAUUGGUAAGCAAGAAGCUAAGGCAUACUCGAAAGACAUAUCCUCUUAUUGUGGACGGUUACUGGAGGAAACUGAAGAUGAGUUAACAGAAUUAAUAAAGAAAGGAUCUGUUAAGCAAGGAGAAGUAAGCAAACUUCUAUGCGAAGAUUUGAGCGAGCACUGCAGCGGCUCAAGUGAUAGCAAUUCCGAUUCCUAUACCAAUAGUAAUGACGAACUAUAGACCAUCGGACUCAUCGUUGUUCAGCGGAAGAAGAGAUUUUAUGGGAAAAAAAGUUACCAUGCGUUGCAACAUUACCGAAACGUGGCUGUUUAAUUGAGACUUAUUUUUGUGACUUAAAACAAAAUUUUGCUCUUUGGAGCAUGUUGAGACCUUUCUGGAACUUCAAAUAAGAUUUCACUUUUUGGAAA
Hibiscus syriacus is the source of this 810-nucleotide messenger RNA. RefSeq lists its product as uncharacterized. Bases 74 to 622 code for a protein of 182 amino acids. NCBI's taxonomy places the organism in Eukaryota, Viridiplantae, Streptophyta, Magnoliopsida, Malvales, Malvaceae. The transcript has 9 exons. The record is from RefSeq and is a predicted model, not a curated record.